AUGGUGGGAUUGGGACCGAGACGGCAGCCGAGCCGCAGAGGCUCCAUGGCAGACAUGCCAAAGGACCUCUUGGGCGAGAUCAAGAGAUUGGAGGAGAUCUUCACCGUGGACACCGCCAAGCUGAAGGCCAUCAGCGAACACUUCAUCUCCGAGCUGGCCAAGGGUUUGUCGAAAGAGGGCGGCAGCAUACCAAUGAACCCGACCUGGGUCAUGGGCUUUCCCACUGGAUACGAGACCGGCACGUUCCUUGCCCUGGAUAUGGGAGGCACCAACCUGCGUGUUUGCGAGAUCAAUCUCCCAGAAGAGAAGGGCGAGUUCGAUAUCAUUCAGUCCAAGUACAAGAUGCCCGAGGAGCUCAAGACUGGUAAUGCCGAUGAGCUUUGGGGGUACAUCGCGGACUGUUUGCAACAGUUCAUUGAAUACCACCACGAGGGCGAGAAGUUGGACAAGCUCCCUCUGGGUUUCACCUUCUCCUACCCAGCGACCCAGAAUUACAUCGAUCACGGUGUUCUGCAGCGUUGGACCAAGGGCUUCGACAUUGAUGGUGUCGAGGGCAAAGACGUCGUUCCUCCUUUCGAGAAGGCCCUCGAGGAGCGUGGUGUGCCCAUCAAGCUCACCGCUUUGAUCAACGACACCACUGGAACCCUGAUUGCUAGUGCCUACACUGACUCAGAGAUGAAGAUUGGCUGCAUUUUCGGUACUGGUUGCAACGCUGCCUAUUUCGAACACGCCGGCGAGGUUCCCAAGCUUGAAGAUUGGAAGAUGGACCCCAAGCAAGAGAUUGCCAUCAACUGUGAAUGGGGUGCCUUUGACAACGAGCACAAGAUUCUUCCCCGCACACAGUACGACAUCAUCAUCGACAAGGACUCUCCUCGUCCAGGACAGCAAGCCUUCGAGAAGAUGAUUGCAGGUCUCUACCUCGGUGAGCUGUUCCGUCUGGUGCUGGUCGACCUCCACGAGCAGCCACACGUCCAGAUCUUCCAAGAUCAGGACAUCUCCAAACUCAAGAAGCCCUACUCGCUCGACGCUUCUUUCCUGUCAGACAUCGAGAACGACCCCUAUGAGAACUUGCAGGAAACCUACGACAUCUUCUACGACAGACUGAAGAUCAACUGCUCCAAGCCAGAGCUCGAGCUGAUUAGACGUCUGGCUGAGCUGAUUGGCACCCGAUCCGCCAGACUUAGUGCGUGCGGUGUGGCGGCAAUUUGCAAGAAGAAGGGCUACAAGACGGCUCACGUUGGUGCUGAUGGGUCGGUAUUCAACAAGUACCCUCAUUUCAAGCAACGUGGUGCUCAAGCACUCAAGGAGAUCCUCGACUGGGAGAAGGGCCGCGACGGCAAGCCACUCGGCCGAGGCCACGAUCCUGUUGAGAUUCUCCCCGCUGAAGACGGUUCUGGUGUCGGAGCUGCGUUGAUCGCCGCGUUGACACUUAAGCGUGUGCAGGAAGGCAAGGUCGAGGGUAUUCGCGACGCAAAGGCCAUGCUUGCCGGGACGCAGGCCGCUAAACCUAAGAGCAAUCAAGCCUAG
Molecule: messenger RNA, 1527 nt
Organism: Zasmidium cellare ATCC 36951
Lineage: Eukaryota; Fungi; Ascomycota; Dothideomycetes; Mycosphaerellales; Mycosphaerellaceae
Exons: 2
Coding region: 1-1527 (508 amino acids)
Biological process (GO): intracellular glucose homeostasis; glucose 6-phosphate metabolic process; glycolytic process
Cellular component (GO): mitochondrion; cytosol
Molecular function (GO): ATP binding; D-glucose binding; fructokinase activity
Source: RefSeq, a predicted model, not a curated record